Molecule: messenger RNA, 2584 nt
Organism: Poecilia reticulata (guppy)
Lineage: Eukaryota; Metazoa; Chordata; Actinopteri; Cyprinodontiformes; Poeciliidae
Gene: wdr76
Product: WD repeat domain 76
Biological process (GO): regulation of DNA damage checkpoint
Cellular component (GO): nucleus
Molecular function (GO): DNA binding; protein binding
Source: RefSeq, a predicted model, not a curated record
CUUGCUUGAGCUGAUUCCUAUUCUUAAUUUAACCGGUAGGUGGURGUAUUGCGUCAAAUUGUUGUUUGCUAACCGCCAUUGCAAAGCAAGAAGAAGCAGGCUCCUCCUCCUCUUCCUCCUUUUGUUACGCAAGAGAAAUGGGAGGGAUUUGUUACAAAACUUAUACACCGUGUGGCGGCAAACAAUUUGCUCCUCCGUCUACUGCGAAUGUUAAAGUCCACAGCUGUGCAAUCAGCUUUAACAGCUGGGAUUUAUUCACCCAAUUUACUGAGUCCUUACGGACAUGUCUACCAGACAAACAAAACGUGAAGCUGCUAUGAAGUACUUGACUCCAGAUACCAAUGCAGCAGUCCGACGGUCAUCUCGGAGGGCUGUCGCCCCUAAACGGCUCGACUUUUCUCCAGACAUAGCAGAUGAAAGGGUGGCGAAAAAAAAGGCAAAAACCAAAAAAGAAAUGCCAGAGAAGAAGAGGAUAAAGGAUGAAGAUGAAUUGGUCCAGACAAAUGAUGGAGGGCUGUCUGCAUAUGAACUGGAGCGCCUUGAGAACAUCAGGAAGAACCAGGCUUUUCUGUCCUCCAUCAACUUACUCCAGGCCAGAGAGGAUUUGCAUCGGACCAUACGACCAAAGCCAUCGCAGCGAGGUUUGAGGCCUCAGCCAGCUGUUAAGGAAGCACUUCCCCCUCGUAAAUCUCUACGCCUUCAGAAUAAACCAGCAGAGAAGUUGACUCUUCCCAAAGAGCCUAUUGAUUCGCUUCACCCUGAUCUGGCCAGGGUAUUAAGGAAGCCCAGUGGCGCUCUUCACAUGAAUCCCAUAAAUCAGGAAGUGGGUUUCAAGCUGCCAUCAGAGCUUCAACAGCUCUGCUCGGAGGACUCAACGGAGAAGAUUAAGCUUGAUCUAAAAGAGUACAUUUCUGCUCUGAAAAGCCUUAAGAUGAGAGAAGACGACGUGGUGAAAGUGGUGAAAGAUCGCAUCUUCUCUGCAGCCUUCCAUCCUUGCAGCAGCAGCCUGUUGCUCGCUGCUGGAGACAAGUGGGGGAAAAUAGGACUGUGGAAUAUGGGUGCUGAAUGGGGCGAUGACGGUGUUCUGCUCUUUGAGCCCCACUCUCGUCCGGUGGGCAGCAUGGCGUUCUCCAGGUGUCAGCCUAACCAGCUGCUGAGCGCCAGCUAUGACGGAUCCUUGCGCUGCAUGGAUGUAGAGAAGGCCGUAUUUGAUGAUGUGUACGAGAUUGAUGAUGGCCUGAAAACGUUUGCCUUUAUGUCACAUGACUGCUCAACACUUCUGGUAGGGAACUGGUUUGGAGAGGUUGCCAUYGUCGACAGGCGGACUCCAGGAAACUCCCAUGAGUCUCUUCACUCCCUAAACACCAAGGCUGUUCGCUGCGUAGACGUCCAUCCUCUCCAGAUGCAGUACUUUGUCGCAGCAGAAGGCAGGACAGUAGGCAUCUAUGACAGCAGAUACUUGAAGAAGACCCAAAGCAARGCAGUGACUCGCCUGAAUGGGCACACUCUAACCAUCACCAGUGCUUAUUUCUCACCUUGCACUGGAAACAGAGUUCUCACCUCAUGUCUGGACAACCACAUAAGGAUAUACGACACAUCCUSGUUGACUACUGAAACUCCCUUGAUUAAAUCCAUCAGUCAUGACAUGCAGACGGGCCGCUGGUUGUCGAAGCUCUCGGCAGUGUGGGACCCCAAGCAGGAGGACUGCUUUGUGGUAGGAAGUAUGAAAAGACCCCGGCGGGUGGAGGUGUUCCACGAAAGCGGGCGGCUCCUACACUCCUUCAUGGAUGAGAACCUUAGCACGGUGCUGUCUGUCACCGCCUUUCAUCCCACAAGAAGUGCUCUGCUGGGGGGAAAUUCAUCAGGACGCAUGCACGUCUUCCACAGUUAGAACGAAGGCCAGUGAGAUGAGUAUUGGAGGAAAGAUGCUGCCAAAAAUAAUUAGACGGGUCUUAAAAUGGGUCAAUUUUAAGACCCAUCAAUGGGUCAAUAUCAUAGACGACAAAUAGUCGUCUAUGAUAUUCUGUACUUGUCUAUAAAAUCCAUUCCAGAUGUGUUGCACCUUUUUUAAAAAAAUUAGCUUUUUUGUCUUUAUUUUUUUGAUUGAGACUUUCAUAGUCUGACUUCUCAGGGUCUUUUUACCCUUUUGUUCACUGAGUUGCCCAUGUAACUGCCCGUGUCCUGCUUCUAUGCAUCUCAUACAUGCUUUCUUAUUAAUAUAUUAAUUCCUUUAUUGUUCUCGUCAUAAUUUUUUUUUUUAUGUUGUAUCCUCUAUAAAGAAGAUGACUCCCCCAUUUUUUGAAACCCGUCUUGUUGAUUUAAGGCUUAUUUUGGAGGGAGAUUUGACCACAUGCCGCCUUAAUUUUACAGAAAUGUAACUAUUGUUAUUUAUUUGUUACUUUGAACAAGACCACCAUGUACUUCAGGAUAUUUAAACUAAAAAUGUUGCGCACUUUUUUUUUUUAAGUUACAAAAGUUUGAAAAUGCAGCAAGUCAGCUGCUUUGUUUGUGGAACAGAUUUUUUUUGUGGUGUUUAUAUCUUUGACGUUUAUAUAAAACCAAUAAAGUUAUGCAGUGAACAUGA